Messenger RNA from Fonsecaea nubica, 579 nucleotides. RefSeq lists its product as hypothetical. The transcript is spliced from 2 exons. Lineage: Eukaryota; Fungi; Ascomycota; Eurotiomycetes; Chaetothyriales; Herpotrichiellaceae. The record is from RefSeq and is a predicted model, not a curated record. The coding region runs from base 1 to 579 and encodes 192 amino acids.
AUGGCACAGGAUCUGACAGCAAAGGAGUCUAUGGGCUCGACAUCUCCUCUCAAGCCACCGAGGAUCACGCACAUUCUCGAGACGUGUCUGAUGGUCAAGGACGUCGGCGCCGCGACCGAGUUCUACAAGAAGGUGCUGGAUGUCGAACCUUUUUUGAACACACCACGCAUGUCCGGCUUCGCCCUGUCACAGACGACGCUGCUCCUCUUCCAACUUGGAGCCACUGCUGCCGACAGUCCCAUGCCCGAUGACCGCGGUGUGAUCCCUGGCCACGGGCCUUCGCAGGACGUCCUUAGUCUGCUCCUCGCCACCAGAGCAGAUGCAGGGGCGGCGACGACAGCAGCAGUUACCCCGGCAUCCUCGACCCGGGCAGAACUCCCAGGCCGACUGAACCAGCACUUCUGCCUUGCGGUAGCCUCGCCUGCUGAUGUCCAGGCGUGGGAGAAGUGGUUCGAGGAUAAGGACGUGGCAAUACUCGGGAAGGUGAACUGGCCACGGGGCGGCAAGAGCGUGUACUUUGGCGAUCUGGACGGGAAUGUCGGGGAGAUUGCCAGUCAAGGGAUCUGGGAGCAUUACUAG